Molecule: messenger RNA, 665 nt
Organism: Odobenus rosmarus divergens (Pacific walrus)
Lineage: Eukaryota; Metazoa; Chordata; Mammalia; Carnivora; Odobenidae
Gene: IL7
Product: interleukin 7
Exons: 6
Coding region: 79-606 (175 amino acids)
Biological process (GO): immune response
Cellular component (GO): extracellular region
Molecular function (GO): growth factor activity; interleukin-7 receptor binding
Source: RefSeq, a predicted model, not a curated record
CGGCAGCGACUAUGGGCGGUGAGAGCUUGCUCCUGCUGCAGUUGCGGUCAUCAUGACCACGCCCGCCUCCCGCAGACCAUGUUCCAUGUUUCUUUUAGGUAUAUCUUUGGAAUUCCUCCCCUGAUCCUUGUUCUGUUGCCAGUAACAUCAUCUGAUUGUGAUAUUGAAGGUAAAGACGGCAGAGAGUAUCAGCACGUUCUAAUGAUCAGCAUCAAUGACUUGGACACUAUGAUAAAAAAUCGUACCAAUUGCCCGAAUAAUGAACCUAAAGUUUUAAAAAAACAUGCAUGUGAUGAUAAUAAGGAAGGUAUGUUUUUAUAUCGUGCUGCUCGCAAGUUGAAGCAGUUUGUUAAAGUGAAUAACAGUGAGGAUUUUAAUCUCCACUUAUCAAGAGUUUCACAGGGCACAUUACAAUUGUUGAACUGUACCCCCAAGGAAGGAAUAAAACUACUUUCCCUGGGUGAAGUCCAACCCACUAAAAAUUUGGAAGACAAUAAAUCUGUAAAGGAACAGAGAAAACAGAAGAGCUUGUGUUCCCUAGGGAUACUACUACAAAAGAUAAAAACUUGUUGGAAUAAAAUUUUGAGGGGCUCCAAAGAACAUUGAAAAAUAUGGAGUGGCAAUAUAAAGACAUAUGAACUUCAGUUGUAUCCUUCAAGAAUCUA